AUGUUUUCCACGCAGAAUCCACCAGCGAUACAGCGAAUACCUUGGCCAGCAUCAGAAGAAGUCGUGGGGGAACGAGGAUCUGACGAAGAGGAGUAUGGAACGAGGCGGAGGAAACUUGACAAUUAUGACCAAUGGAUAAUCAAUGAUGGCGAUUUCGCGUGUUUAGCUGAGCCUGAAGUGACAAUUUCACAACUUCUACACGAUCGAAAUACCGGUGUAGACAGCUGGAUUGCAUCUGACGGAAGGGCGUGUAUUGUUUACCUCAUUCGGAAUGACGAACCUUCGUCAGAAGAACUACCUAGUGAUUCCAAGAACGCUUCAAACAUCAACCUGUCCGAAAACGACCAACUUCAAACCCAAAAGCUUGACAAUCCCCGUUUUGCUGAUGGGCAAUGGAAUGUAUGGAUGGGUACGUGUAUACACCACUUUGAGACCCCUCGUUGGGUACAGAGACAAAGGCGUGUUGAACCGGAAGAACACGGCUCGGUCUACUUUGAACCCAGGCGUGCGGUUCGACUGGCCAUCAAUGCGAAGUUUUCGUUAAUUGCGGUUGGCAUGCUCGGGUGA
Molecule: messenger RNA, 567 nt
Organism: Lentinula edodes (shiitake mushroom)
Lineage: Eukaryota; Fungi; Basidiomycota; Agaricomycetes; Agaricales; Omphalotaceae
Exons: 2
Coding region: 1-567 (188 amino acids)
Source: RefSeq, a predicted model, not a curated record